CUAGGGAGUGUAAACAGUUGGAUGGAAGAAGGAGAAGAAAUGAAACGGGCAGAACGGGACGUUUUCGUAUGAUAUGGCCGAUUUUCUUCUGGACAUAUAGCUGUGUGGUGAAGCAGCUUCUGUGAUAUCUUUUUUGGUGUUAGUAUUUGAUCUACAGUACAAAAACAUCAUGUAUGAUAGAGCACCAAGAGACCUUGUUCCUAAGGUUGGCUGCACCUCUGAGGUGGUUGGACCAGGGUCUUAUGAACAACCUGUGGGGAAGCCAAGAUUUAAAGCUGAUGGGUAUGCCCCUUUCCUGUCAAUGACUAGUCGAGGAUCAUUUCUGAACGUUAGUGAUCAGCUUGUAGCUGCUCCAGGACCUGGUCACUAUGAUCCAAAGUUAGCCGCAGAAAACACAAAGGGUAGUAUGGCAAUGGCUAGCAGAGCCAAGCGUUUCCAGAGUCCAGUCACAGAUACCCCUGGCCCUGGCAGUUACAACGUGCAUAAUGAGAUUAAACCGCUAUCCAGUGCCCCAGCGAAUAAUCCACACUCAUCUCUAAUGACAUGCCGAAUUCGUUUCCACCGAAAAGCAGAUGCCCCAUCAAUUCCAGCCCCGAGACAGGCGUAUGGUUAUGAGGAAAACAGUGACGGCUCGCUGAAGAAACAAGACCCACCCAGGAAAGACACUUCCCUUGGACCAGCAUACUAUACGCCUAAAGUAGACACCAACAGAACAUCUAGUAGAUAUAAGGGGGUACACUUUGGUCAGAUGACCUCGCGGCGGUCAGACAUUCCUUGCCAACAAGGACCUGGCCCUGGUCAGUAUGAUCCCUUUAAAGAGCCUGAAGUACUGGUGGAGAACACCAACAUUCAUGAGGAAGACAAAAGCCGAUUUGAAGCUCGUCUCCCGCGCUACCAUGAGUCCAUUCCCAAAGACGAGGAAAAAAAGGGUGUUCCAGGGCCAGGGCGCUAUGAGAUAAAGGGACAGUUUGAAAAGCCACAGCCGAAACUGAAUACAGAGGGCCUGGAAGUUGAACAUCCCCCCUUCAUGACACAGUCCAAGAGAUUUGGAAACAAUUCAAAAGGCCCCACCCCUGCUCCAGGAUCAUAUAACGAUCCCCGCCAUGCCUUUGAGACACUCCAUAGGGUGAGUGGACUGAAGAGAAGUCCAUUUGGGCAAACCUCAGUCCGCUUUGAAGAGAAACGUCGUACAAGGAAAACACCAGGUCCUGGGACGUAUAACAUAACAGGUCUUGGGUCAGAGAGUAUGAGGAAAGCUUACAUAGAGAGUACAAGAAGGGGAGUGUUUGGAACAACAUCAGUACGGGCAAUCAAACUGACCGACAAAGAACAGACAGAGCAGCCAGGGCCUGCUGAAUACCAAGUGAAAGAAAAACCCUUUCAAAGUCGCUACCAGCAAAAAUCAUCCAUGUUUGCAUCAACUAGUUCAAGGAUUGCAGACGUGCCCAGUGUAAUCAAGGAGAUCCCCCCACCUGGCUCCUAUGAUGUUGGUGAGUCGUUUGAGAAAUCGCAGGUCAAACUGGAAAGAAAGAAAGCCCGCAGUGAAGCUGGUGCCCGCAAACAAGGCUCAUUCAUGUCAUCCUCAUCUCGCUUCGCUCCACCAAGAGACAUCCCUAUACCUGAACAGGAUGCUGACUUUCCAGGUCCAGGUACCUAUGAGUCACUGAAGCCCACCCCUAUGCCUGGAGGCUUGAUAACUACCAAAGACAAGAGGUUUAAACAAGCCAGCCCAGAGAAUCCUGGGCCAGGGGCCUAUGAGUUAUCUCCCCUGAUCCAGGACACAGUUCUCAAAGGAACCUUCAAUGCCACCCUCAACAACCCACUGGCACCUCAGAUGGAUACCAUGAGGAAUGUGUCAACAAAUAAACAAGCACUUCUUUUGGGGGUCUAAACAAACUUAUUUAUCAUUGGGAUGGAGACGAUUGAUUGACCUACAAGAAUAACAAUUCAUGAAUGGAUGAAUCAAGACCUGCCCAACAAACCCAACAUCAUCAUCACAAAAUGUCAGCUUUCGUCAGAUUAGAGAUAUCUGGAUAUAAUGUUUUUCUGAAAGGAAUUUAGUUGAUAAAGUAUUUAAUAUGCAGUUGAAAGGAGGAUAUUCAUAUCCUGUAUUUUGUUUUAGAGUUUUGGGUUUUUUUUUCUUUCUCUUCAUUUUUGUUGUUUGACCAAUGACAGUAUUAUGGUCUCAUGUUAAAGACAAUUUUUACCAUAAGCAUUAUUGAGUGGUAUAAAAUAAAAUACAUUUGUGCAAAGCUGUGAUAAACAAUACAAUCAUUUUGACAAGGAUUUUGAUGGGUUUUCUAUAUAUUUAGAAAUCAUUUGAUAUACAUGUAUAAUUCUGUACAUUUGUGGUUUCAUUUUUUACCUUGUAAGUUACAUAUUAAAGGUCUAAUGUUUUGACUGCUGAUUGUGAUUGCUCACAUAUUUUCAUAUUUACUGUUCUGCUGAAUUCCUUCACAAGUGUGUGAAUUUCAAACCUACUUAUUGUCCAAGACUAUCUUUACUUAUUUACUUUUUUAGACAUUUCAGAGUCACCAAAAAUUAAAUGAAUUAGUGUAUAUCUGUGAAUAAAAUAUGACUUUAUAAAACAA
Messenger RNA from Liolophura sinensis, 2591 nucleotides. Its product is annotated as sperm-tail PG-rich repeat-containing protein 2-like. NCBI's taxonomy places the organism in Eukaryota, Metazoa, Mollusca, Polyplacophora, Chitonida, Chitonidae. The transcript has 12 exons. The record is from RefSeq and is a predicted model, not a curated record. Bases 170 to 1891 code for a protein of 573 amino acids.